AGUGGUUACAACGCGUCCACUUUAGUGCAGGACUGCAGGAUGCGUUUACGAAGUCCUCAAUGUGCACUACGCAUAAAUCUGAGCUUCUUGGGACUGACCCUUUUAAUCACCAUUCUAUGGGUGAUACAGCUGGAUCUAGUGGGGUGGAGGUCUGCCAGCGGGUUUCAAGGCCUUUCACUAAAGCCAAGAUACAGAGGCAGUGUGGGUUUGAAUUCCAGCAGCACUUGGCAUUUUCGAAACAAUGCCUCUGCACCACAAUUUAAAUGGGCUUCAGCAUUAUCUGGAGAUGCCAGCUGUCCCUCUGGGUUCUAUAGCAUGAAGGAGCUCAGGCCUCACAUACAGAGACCUCAGGAGGAUCCUGAAGGACCUGGAGCGGAUGGAAACCCCUUCAUAACUGGCAUCAUGACUCGUGUGGAGUUGAGGGAGAAGCAGGAGGGUCUCUCUAGAAACGGCUUCAACCAGUUUGCCAGUGACCGCAUCUCCUUCCACCGUAGUCUUGGUGUUGACACUCGGCCCUCUGAAUGCAUUGAGAAAAAGUUCAGCAGAUGUCCACGGUUACCCACUACCAGUGUGAUAAUUGUGUUCCACAAUGAGGCUUGGUCCACUCUUCUCCGCACCAUCUUCAGUGUCUUGCAUACAUCACCUGCUGUUUUACUUAAAGAAAUCAUACUGGUGGAUGAUGCAAGUACUCAAGAUCAUCUAAAAGCCCCGCUAGAACAGUAUGUCCAGUCUCUUGAGAUUGUGCGUGUCCUGAGGCAGCGUGAAAGGAAAGGUUUAAUUGCUGCCAGACUCUUGGGUGCACGUGAGGCUGGAGGAGAAGUGCUUGCCUUCCUGGACUCCCACUGUGAGUGUUUCUAUGGUUGGUUGGAGCCCCUGUUGGACCGGUUAAUUCAGGAACCUACCGCAGUUGUGAGCCCAAGCAUUGCUGUCAUCAACAAGGACAAUCUACAGUUUAUAAAGCCAGUGCCGUCAGCCCUCACACAUAACCGAGGGAAAUUUAACUGGAUCCUGAGUUUUGGCUGGGAGACUAUACCUGAAGAAGAGAGGGUGAAACGCAAAGAUGAAACCUAUCCAGUCAGGACACCUGCUAUUGCCGGAGGACUUUUUGCCAUUUACAAGCAGUUCUUUGAACACAUUGGGUCCUAUGAUGACAAGAUGGAGUUUUGGGGAGGAGAGAACAUAGAAAUGUCAUUUAGGGUAUGGCUGUGUGGAGGUCGUCUAGAGAUCAUUCCCUGUUCUGUGGUCGGCCACAUCUUCCGCACCAAAAGUCCGCAUACCUUCCCAAAAGGCAUGGAUGUGAUCAUAAUCAACCAGGUUCGCCUCGCAGAAGUCUGGAUGGAUGAUUACAAGAAGAUUUUCUACAACAGAAAUAAAAAAGCUGCUGCCUUUGAAGCAGAGAAAUCAUACGGGGACAUAAGGGAACGCCUGAAGCUCAAAGAGCAGCUACAUUGCAAAAAUUUCUCCUGGUAUCUAGACAACAUUUACCCAGAGUUCUUUGUGCCUGAUUUGAACCCUGUGCUGUUUGGAUCGUUGAAGAACAUUGCCACAAAAACUUGUCUUGAUAUUGGUAAGAAGAAUCCUGGAGGGAAGUCAGUGAUUUUAUUCAUUUGCCACAACAUGGGAAUAAAUCAGUAUUUUGAGUACACUUCGCAUCAGGAGCUGAGGCAUAAUAUUGAUAAGCAGCUGUGUCUGCAUGCAACGAUCGAGCCCGAACCUGUGCGAGUGGAGCUGUGCAACUUUCAGGGUGAUGAAACCGUCCCAGCUCCACAGCAGAUGUGGAGUUUCAUUCUUGUUUCCCAACAGAUAUAUCUUCUCCACAGUGCUCUGUUUAAUAAGUGUUUAAUGGUGGAGUAUGGCAACAUCAUCAUGAAAAGCUGUGACCCUGCCAACAACUAUCAGCAUUGGUCUUUCAUCUGAUCUGUGUCCUCCAUCAGAUUACCUGACUCU
Molecule: messenger RNA, 1947 nt
Organism: Rhinichthys klamathensis goyatoka
Lineage: Eukaryota; Metazoa; Chordata; Actinopteri; Cypriniformes; Leuciscidae
Product: polypeptide N-acetylgalactosaminyltransferase 6-like
Exons: 11
Coding region: 40-1917 (625 amino acids)
Cellular component (GO): Golgi apparatus
Source: RefSeq, a predicted model, not a curated record